GGUUAAAUGGCGUUUCGAAUUCAGUGUUCAGUUCAGACUAAUGAAGAUGCGUUUCAUAAUCGUCCAAGUUAGCCUCUCUUUUUUGAUCCUUGUAAGUGCUUAUUCAAAUGGGAGUCUCAAGGAUGACUUAAGGCAGGCUGCUGAAAAUACUGCGUUUGUAAUCAAAGUGCAUGAGGCUGAUUUAACAUUUGGGACAGCCAAAUCGAUUGUCGACUCCAGAGUGGCUGAUCAUGUGGAAAUCGAAAAGUUUCAAAAUUUGAUCAAGCAAUGGAUUCCUGCAAAUGAAAGUUUUGUAAUGAAUGCUACGCAACUCGACGCAUUUAAAACCAAUUUUUAUAAUUUCCUGCCUAAAGUUUCAAAAGAAGAACUUGUGAGUCGGUUAGACCAAUAUACGAAAGGAGCUAACUCCGAAAUGCAGUCCCUUGUAAAAGAACUCGUCGCAACUCAAUAUGACCAAUUCAAUAUUCGGGCCACCGGAUUGAUACGUGUCGCUAAGGAAGCUGGAUAUAUUGACAAUAACAUCGAUAUGCUAUUCGAUAAGUUUGUUCAAGCAGAUAAAUAUCAUAAGGCACACGACUUUAAUAAUUUACUGAUUUAUGUGAAUGUCAAAUAGAUUGGAUUAAUGUUAUGCUGAUUAAAAAAUUUUA
Drosophila innubila is the source of this 647-nucleotide messenger RNA. RefSeq lists its product as uncharacterized. The record is from RefSeq and is a predicted model, not a curated record. The transcript has 2 exons. Lineage: Eukaryota; Metazoa; Arthropoda; Insecta; Diptera; Drosophilidae. Bases 41 to 613 code for a protein of 190 amino acids.